This is a messenger RNA of Rattus norvegicus (Norway rat), 2144 nucleotides long. RefSeq names its product BLOC-1 related complex subunit 7 (gene Borcs7). Bases 42 to 362 code for a protein of 106 amino acids. Gene Ontology annotation, cellular component: lysosomal membrane. The record is from RefSeq and is marked provisional. The transcript has 5 exons. Lineage: Eukaryota; Metazoa; Chordata; Mammalia; Rodentia; Muridae.
AGGGACUCGCCGUCGUCCGGCUGAGGCGUUCGCUAGUUGAGAUGAUGGCGAGUGGGACGCCGGAUUCGCAAGCCCGAUUUGGUCAGUCGGUGAAGGGGCUUCUCACGGAAAAGGUGAACACCUGCGGCACCGACGUAAUCGCGCUCACCAAGCAGGUGCUGAAAGGCUCGCGAAGCUCUGAGCUGCUGGGGCAGGCAGCUCGAAACAUGGUGCUACAGGAAGAUGCCAUCUUGCACUCAGAAGAUAGUUUAAGGAAGAUGGCGAUAAUAACAACACACCUUCAGUACCAGCAAGAAGCUAUUCAGAAGAACGUUGAACAGUCGCCUGACCUGCAAGACCAGCUGAGUCAUUUACUGAAGUAGCUCUCGCCAGAACAGCAGUUGACUUCUUUGCCUGAUGCUGAGAAGGACGCGGCCUUGGUUUCCAUUUUCAUCUCCAAAAAUUCAUCUAGAAAAGACUUGUGAAAAGAAGAAGCCAAGUGACCAAACGUGAAAGCACUUCUUAAGUUGGAGUAACUCAUCUUCAAGUGGUUUUAUAUUAAAAUUAAUAGGUUGAAUCAUUAGCAUCAGAUCCCUCUCUCUGUCUCUCUCUGUCUCUCUCUCUGUCUCUCUCUCUGUCUCUCUCUCUCUCCCUCCUGUGUAGCCCGCUGCUUUUGAACUCAUAAUCCCCGUGCCGUAGCCUCUCAAGUAGUGAGAUUAAAAACCACCAUACCUGGCCACUGAGUAACACAUAGUCGCAGAUACUUGGGAGGCUGAGGCAGGAGGAUCCUGUGAGCCCCAAACGUUGAGUCCAUCCAGGGCAACACAGAAAGAACCUAUCUCCAAGAAGAAGAAGGGGCAGGGGAAGGGGCUUCUACUGUGAUCACGUGAGAGUGCUUUCUCUUUAAAAGAUGUUUAUCAUUCACUCGAGAGUCUUCAUUUAAUGGACGCAGAGCAUGGGUAAUGGCCGUUCCCUUUCUCUCUGCAAAUUCUCUUAUGAAAGUCAGAGAGUGGGUCCUCUCUGGCAGCUGCAGCUCUUCCUUGACCUUUGUUUCUGGCUUCUCUCUCUCUCUGUGACCUUUGAUUAAGUGACCUCGGCUCGUUCUGUAAUCAUUCGUAGCCAUUCCAUUCCCUUCGCAUCUGGCAGUAAAGCCCCACAAGUGCAUCUGCUGAUGAUUAAGUAACGUUACAGAAUGAGCUGCAUAGACCCAAUCUCAGACAAGACCAAAAGGCUAAAAAGAUAGAAAACCAGUAAGUAGUUAUUACAUAUUUGUUUGUUAAAAUGUCACCUCAACCAUUAAACUGUAAAUUAAGAGAUGUAUCACUGGGGUUGGGGACUUAGCUCAGUGGUAGAGCGCUUGCCUAGCAAGCGCAAGGCCCUGGGUUCGGUCCCCAGCUCCGAAAAAAAGAAAAAAAAAAAAAAAAAAAAAAAGAGAUGUAUCACUGACCAUGACAUGUAUAAAAUGAAUUAGAUUUGAAAAGAGUUCUCUCUCAGCUGGAUGCUAAAAAUUUGAUCAAUAUGAAAAUGUCUGUCUCCUUAUAAAGAUAUGACAUCACAAAAUUAGUAUUUGAAAGGACCAAAGAGAAAGCCCUUAAAAUGGCAUUUGCUUGUGGUCCCAUUCCUGUGACUUCCACAGACUGUUAAAGAACAGACCCUUUCCUUAUACUCCCAGCAUAUAAAACAUGACCAUUAAAACUGGUGAGUGGCUAGAGAGAUGGCUCAGUGGUUAAGAGCACUGACUGCUCUUCCAGAGGUCCUGAGUUCAGUUCCCAGCAACCACACGGUGUUUCACAACCAUCUGCAAUGGGAUCCGAUACCCUCUUCUGGUAUGUCUGAAGACAGCUACAGUGUACUCAUAUACAUAAAAUAAAUUAAUUUUCAAAAAGCCAGUGAAAUGGCUCAGCAGUUAAAAUCACUUGCUGCUUUUGGAGAGGACCCAGGUCCAGUUCCCAGCAGUCGCUUCAGAAGCUCACUGCUGUCUGACUGUAGCUCCGAGGGAUCUGACUCCUUGGACUCCUUGGACACCUGCAUUCAUAUGCAUAUGCCUGAACACAGACACGUGCUGAUAUAUAUGACAAAAAACAUAUAUAUUGCUAAAUUAUUAAAAAUCCAUCUGCUAAGAAAAAUGUAGUUUUCAUUUAAAAUAAAAAACAAGAUGAUACAAC